Molecule: messenger RNA, 2171 nt
Organism: Musca domestica (house fly)
Lineage: Eukaryota; Metazoa; Arthropoda; Insecta; Diptera; Muscidae
Gene: Pop2
Product: CCR4-NOT transcription complex subunit 7
Exons: 6
Coding region: 693-1595 (300 amino acids)
Cellular component (GO): CCR4-NOT complex; CCR4-NOT core complex; P-body
Molecular function (GO): nucleic acid binding; poly(A)-specific ribonuclease activity
Source: RefSeq, a predicted model, not a curated record
CGGAUGUCGACUUACCUAUCCCUAACGCAUCAAAAGUAUUUAUUAAUAAAAAAGAAAAUAUAAUUCUUGCUAUUUGUGUAAAUCUUUUUGAUAAAUUUUGUAAAAAAUAGUUUGUAAUACUCAGUAAUUGGAAGAAGAUUAGCAAUAUUCUUGUUUUGCAUUUGGUCAAUGGAAAAAAUCAAUCGGAGGGAGCGCACACAAGACUGGAGAAAUUUCGAGGAGAACAAUUGAAAUACAAUAAAAUAGUUAAUUAUUUGUAUUGUCAUUGCCACGGCUGAAAGGCGGCCAGAAGCCUCACUCAAUUUGUGUCGUCCCAACAACAAUUUAGUGUAACAACAAAACGCGCUUAAAAUCGCAGCCAAAAUAAAUAAAAUAUGAAAUGGGCAUUUAUUGCGCCGCAUUGCAAAACUCUAAAAGAAACAGUGUUGUGAACGAAGAAAAUACCAAAAGAAAAAUUUGUUAAUACUAAAUUGAAUGCCAAAGAUAAUUCAUAAAGAAGAAAAUCUCAAUACAAGCAAUCAAUUCUAAUUUCCAAACAAUAAGCUACAAAAAUUCACAAAAUAACAAACAAAGAAUCUCACUUUGCCACUGAUCGGUCAAUUGUUUACAGAAACUAUUUUCUGAAAGAAAUCGUGGCUGACGCAGCACCAAAGUCAUCUGCAACAAUUGAUUUCUCGCCAUCUUUACAGGCAAUGCCUUCAGCAGUAGGUGGUGCCGGUGGUCAUGGCUCUGGCGGCCAUAAUGCCAAUAUACCCAGCAACGAAGAGUGUGGUAUACGUGAUGUCUGGAAACACAAUCUGGAGGAGGAAUUUCGUACCAUACGUAAAGUUGUGCAAAAAUAUCACUACGUUGCAAUGGAUACGGAAUUUCCGGGCGUUGUGGCACGUCCUGUGGGUGAAUUUCGUUCAACGUCCGAUUAUCACUAUCAAUUGUUGCGCUGCAAUGUCGAUUUGUUGCGUAUCAUCCAGCUGGGUUUGACAUUUAUGGAUGAUGAGGGUAAAACCCCACCCGGCUACAGUACAUGGCAGUUCAAUUUUAAGUUUAAUUUAAGCGAGGACAUGUACGCCCAAGAUUCAAUUGACCUAUUGCAAAAUUCUGGCAUACAAUUCAAAAAACAUGAAGAGGAUGGCAUUGACCCACUAGAUUUCGCUGAACUCUUAAUGUCUUCGGGAAUUGUUUUGGUUGACAACAUAAAAUGGCUUUGUUUCCAUUCGGGCUAUGAUUUUGGCUAUUUGCUAAAGUUGUUGACCGAUCAAAAUUUGCCCGCAGAUGAGAGUGAAUUUUUCGAUUUGCUGCACAUUUAUUUCCCCAACAUCUAUGACAUUAAGUAUUUGAUGAAAUCAUGCAAAAAUCUUAAAGGCGGCCUCCAGGAAGUGGCCGAUCAGUUGGAAUUGCGUCGUGUUGGACCGCAACAUCAAGCCGGCUCGGAUGCCCUGCUAACGGGAAUGGCUUUCUUUAAAAUGCGUGAGAUGUUCUUUGAGGAUAAUAUUGACAAUGCCAAAUACUGUGGACACUUGUAUGGUUUAGGCACAUCGUUCAUUGUAAAUGGAGCCAAUUUCCACGAAAGCAAUGGUGAAAAUACAAAUGCAACGUGAUUUAUAAUCGAAGAGCGAACGCAAAAUAUUUUUGCACAUAAUUUAAAAUAAAUAAAAGAAAAAAUCUAACUAAAUUAAGAUGAACAACAAAAAUGAAACAAAAGAAAACUUGGUCCUAAAAUGAAAAAGGCAAAGGCAAAUACUGGCAAAAGGAAAAAAAUAAAUGGCACGUUUAAACGUCGAAAAGAACAACAAAAAAGAAAUAAAACAAAACCCAAUUAUUCAAAGCAUAAGAUUAAAAUAAAUUAUACACCCGCAGUAAAACCCUACCCCCAAAAUAUUUCUAAAACCCAAUGGCGAAAAAAAUAAAAAUUAUUAUAGAAAAAAUGUUUUUACAAUUUGCAAUAGCAUGCAUACACACAUACAUUUAUAUUAAAAAAAAUAGUUUUAUUAUUCUACCAAAAAAAAAAGAAAAAAAAUAAAUAAAUAUCCAAAAAAAUUGUAAAAAUUCUAAAAAAACAACAAAUAUUUAAACAUAAAAACACAAUGUCUCUUAUAAAGAAAAUGUUGGUUGAUUGUAAAAUGUCCCCUCUUCCCCUACAGCAAAGAUUGCAUCAAACAUACACACACACAAAA